Porites evermanni is the source of this 1451-nucleotide messenger RNA. NCBI's taxonomy places the organism in Eukaryota, Metazoa, Cnidaria, Anthozoa, Scleractinia, Poritidae. The record is from the annotation of a GenBank genome assembly.
UUCACGAUCAGCGCAGCCCUGAAACAUAAGGGUGCCAUGGAGCAAAUUCUUGAAGCCAACAUGAAUCCAGGUCAGUGGUCGGUACUGUUUAUUAUUAUUUUUUAAAUAUUCCACUAUCUUGCCACAGCACAAUAUAAUUAAUUGUUCUACCAUUGUCUUAAGGGUAGCACAGGAAAGUAUCACAGGAAAAUAAAGCUCAAUAGCUUUCGUUUGAGUCGCCAUCCCUAGGCUCAAACUCGGAACUUGGAACCACACUGAACAGCACAGUAAACAGUACGACGAAAUAGUACUCACCAAAGGCUUUCACUUGAAUGGUUAUACCUUAGGAUUCCAUCCAGAGUCAAAAGUACCACCUUGUUCAGCAUAAUGAGCAUCACCACUGGAAAGUACUGCUUAGUAGCUUUCAUUUGAAUGGUCACACUAUAGGAUUUAAUCCACAGACUCAAAAGUUAGAACCACCUUGUACAGCAUAAUAAACAGUACCACAGGAAAGUAAUGCUCAGUAGCUUUCAUUUGAGCGGUCACACUUUAGGAUUACAUCCACAGACUCAAAAGUUAGAACCACCUUGUACAACAUAAUAAACAGUACCACAGGAAAGUACUGUUCAGUAGCUUUCAUUUGAGCGGUCACACUUUAGGAUUACAUCCACAGACUCAAAAGUUAGAACCACCUUGUACAGCAUAAUAAACAGUACCACAGGAACGUACUGUUCAGUAGCUUUCAUUUGAGUGGUCACACUUUAGGAUUUAAAACACAGACUCAAAAGUUAGAACCACCUUGUACAGCAUAAUAAACAGUACCACAGGAAAGUACUGUUCAGUAGCUUUCAUUUGAGUGGUCACACUUUAGGAUUUAAACCACAGACUCAAAAGCUAGAACCACCUUGUACAGCAUAAUAAACAGUACCACAGGAAAGUACUGUUCAGUAGCUUUCAUUUGAGUGGUCACACUUUAGGAUUUAAACCACAGACUCAAAAGUUAGAACCACCUUGUACAGCAUAAUAAACAGUACCACAGCAAAGUACUGCUCACUAGCUUUUUUAUUUUAAUGGUCACACUUAAGGAUUCCAUCCAUAGACUCAAAAGUUAGAACCACCUUUCACAGCACAAUAAACAGUACGACAGGAAAGUACCACUCCGUUGCUUUCAUUUGAAUUGGUUACACUUUAGAAUUCAAUCGAAAGCAAGGCUCAAACGCAAUGACUCCGCAAUAACCCUGACCCCAUCCUUGGUUUCUACUAGCCUUAUUUCAACGAUGGUGGCCCUAUAUAUAUUGACUCCCUUUACAGAUCCGCAUCAAAGUGCUCCAGGAAAACAUUUGUCCUUUUAUCAGGGAGACAUCAGACUGUCAAAGAAACAAGCUGAGAAUCUUAAGAAAUAUGGGGACCCGUCGAAAAAUUCGGCCAACUCUCGCGCGGCGAGCAGCGUGGAAAGUAUAAAUGUGAACUGA